Lates calcarifer (barramundi perch) is the source of this 2342-nucleotide messenger RNA. RefSeq names its product transmembrane protein 30C (gene cdc50c). Gene Ontology annotation, biological process: phospholipid translocation. The record is from RefSeq and is a predicted model, not a curated record. The transcript has 7 exons. Gene Ontology annotation, cellular component: Golgi apparatus; endoplasmic reticulum; plasma membrane. Bases 190 to 1251 code for a protein of 353 amino acids. Lineage: Eukaryota; Metazoa; Chordata; Actinopteri; Centropomidae.
CCCACCCUGCAAGGCCUGCUGGGAAAAUCUCUUGGCAAGCCGACCUGUGUGUGUGUGCACGCGUGUGCGGGGAGAUAUCGCUGAAAUAAAGAACAGGAAGAGAAGAUAGUAGUGCCUUCACAUACGCAAUUUUUGGCUCUCUCGCUGUGCAGCAAGUUCCUCUCCUGUCCCCAGCCGAAGGUCCGUGUCAUGGGCAAAGAGAAGGCCAAGUCUGGGUCCUUGGCUCGGAGGCCAGACAACUCAGCUUUCAAACAGCAGAGGCUACCUGCCUGGUCUCCCAUGCUGACAGCUAACACUGUGCUGCCUUUCUUCUACUUUAUGUCUUUGAUAUGUAUGCUGCUGGGAGUGUGGCUGCUUCUUACGGUACAGAGCACACAGGAAAUAAAGGUGGACUACACACACGCCGGGGAAUGCAACGUAUGUUUUGAAAUUCGUAAAAAUAUGAGCAAUGCAGGAGAGAGCUGCAUCUGCACAGUGGAGUUUUCUAUUGAGAAACCAUUCAAGGGAGAUGUCUUUUUCUAUUACGGCCUCCAGAAUUUUCAUCAGAACCUCCGUAGGUACAUGGACUCUAGAGAUGAUGCACAGAUGGUUGGCUGGAAGGAAAACUUGAAGAACCCCAGUAUAUAUUGCGAGCCAUUUAAAAAAGACCAGAAUGGACUCCCCAUUGCCCCCUGUGGUGCUGUGGCCAACAGUAUCUUCAACGACUCCUUCACUCUGACCUAUAUUGACUCCAGUGGUACAGAACAUAAGGUUCCUUUAUUACGGCGAGGCAUCACCUGGUACACUGAUAAAAAUGUCAAGUUCCGCAACCCGAAGGUGGACAACUUGACGUUGGCUCAAGUGUUUGAAGGCACAACAAAGCCGCUGUACUGGCAGAAACCAGUGUAUGAGCUUGAUCCCCACCAGGCGACCAACAACGGCUUCAUCAAUGAUGACCUGAUCGUAUGGAUGAGGGAGGCAGCCUUCCCCAACUUCAAGAAGCUCUAUGGGAUUUUAUACCGAGCCAAUAAGCCCUUCACUAAGGGGCUUCCAGCGGGGAACUACAAAAUCGAGAUAUCCUACAACUUCCCUGUGCAGUACUUCCGAGGCAGGAAGCAAGUGGUGCUGACCACGCUGACCUGGUUUGGAGGUCAGAACCAUUUCCUGCCCAUUGCUUACCUCGUAACCAGCAGCCUGAUCCUACUGAUCGCUGUCGUUCUCACGGUGGUGUGGUUGAAGUUUGGAAAGAAUGGAAAGAACAUGGAGGAAUGAAGAGUAAAAGGUGAUGAGGAGUGAGAUUGUGAAUGAAACUCACAAGCAGCUGAAAACUGAUAAUUGAUGUGCUGCUUAGGAGUUGAUUUGAAGAGACAACAAAUCCUAAAUGACAAGAACAUUGAUGUGAGCAAAUGAAGAAUAAGGAGAAUGGUUUAAAAGAGGAUGUUAAUUUGGUGCAAUACCAUAACAGCAUUUGCAGAAAAACCAAUGAAGGAUUUAGUUUGACAUCUGGAAAUGACUUUCCCUAAACUAAAUGAUCCACAUGUGUGACAGCUUUUGUUGGGAUGAUGUUGUUCUGAACAACCACUUGUGAAAGCUGGAUGUGUUAGCACAGGCUUUCUUUACUUGUUGAUUUUGUGCUUUUUUCAUUUUUUUAAAUACACACCAUUUUGACACACCAUAUCAUUUAGUUAAUAAUUAUAUUUAUUAUUACUUAAACAGUUUCUAAAAUCUAGUCCCUACGGCGUUGAAGCUGCAUUUCACGUCUCAGUAAAUGCAAAGUGGAAAAACUACACUUGUGAUGUAGAAUACAGAACACCUGCAAUCAGACGAUCCCUGUAAUGCAAAUUCUUAAAACUGAACAGAAGUACAGCUGCAUUAAGGUUAGCCAGCGAAGCUAGCGUUGUUUCUAUGUUGGUGUUAUGUGGGACUGUACGUGCUUAGAAUGCUAUUUUAUUUAAUCAAGAAUUUACAGCCAUGCCAGCAGCUCUGUGAGGGAAAGGGCAGGUUUGAGCUAAAUGCUGAAUGCAAACAUAGUGUUUUGCAGGUAUAAUGUUUACCAUGUUCACAGUCUUGGUUCACUGUGUUAGCACUGUACUAAGAUUUGCUAAUUGGCACUAAACACAAAGUACAACUUAAUGUCAUUAAAUUUGCAGGUAACAAUGCUUUUAUAAUAUAUAACAAUAAUGUUUUGUAUAUAUUUUUUGAACAAGGAAAAAAUGCUUUAUUAUCUACUGUGUAAUGUAAUUGUGAAGUCUAUGUAUGUCAGAAACAUGUAUGUGUAGGAACACAUCAUAAACAGACAUCAAUGAUAUAGAAGGUUCGAUGACAGAUGAAGAUUGUAAUAAAACAUUUUCUUUUAAAAACUC